This is a messenger RNA of Symbiodinium sp. CCMP2456, 693 nucleotides long. The record is from the annotation of a GenBank genome assembly. Lineage: Eukaryota; Dinophyceae; Suessiales; Symbiodiniaceae.
AUGAGUGCAGUGUUGUGCGUGAUCCGGUCGCAACAGCAGCUUUUUAGCUUGAUCUCGGGCAGCCACAAGCCAGCCAACGUGGCACCGCUCGCGGAAGCAGGCCGGCGGGCUUGGCUGCUGGCCCUUGCCCCAGCUGCCGCGCAGGCGGCAAUUCCGAUGAUGGAGGAGUACUACGAGGGAAACGGAGCAAAGAUCUCUCUGACGAAGGAAGAGGUCGAGGCAAACCGGUACGCUGUGCAGACGGCAUGGUUCCAGCAAAAAGGCUUGUCGUUGUCGGCUGCGGCUGAUGCUGCAUUGGCCUCCCUCGGGGGUGUCGAGAGCAUGCUGAAGCAGGGAGAUUUCGAUGGAGUCAGGAACCUCCUCGUCUCUCCAUCGGUGGGUUCCAUAGGGAUCGUGCUUUCUCCGUCGAGAGUGGGCGGCCAGCCUUUUGGUGCAUGGGCGGACCAAUGCAAGAACAGCAAAGUGUGUGACUCCUCGCUGGUGAUUGCGCGUGGCACCCUGCAGGAGCUCGAGGAGUGGUGCUUUACCAAGCGAGCCUUCUACUUUAACUCCGCCGACAAAGCGCAGGUGGAGUCUCGGAAGGAGACGGGCGCAGCUUUGCAGAAAAUCACGGAAAGCUUGGAGGAUCCCCUAGACUAUUUGGAGCAGGCUCGCGCCGCCAUUGCAGAGGUCCGAAGCGACGCCAAGAGGUGA